Molecule: messenger RNA, 1668 nt
Organism: Paramecium tetraurelia
Lineage: Eukaryota; Ciliophora; Oligohymenophorea; Peniculida; Parameciidae
Exons: 3
Source: RefSeq, a predicted model, not a curated record
AUGUAAAUAUAUAGAUUAAUAUUUUUAGAAGAACAAGGAAGUGAUGAUGUUAAAUCUAUGGUUCUUUUACUUGUAAAAUGGAAACUAAGCUUUCUUGAAAAAUAUUAAAGUUACGUUGUUGUCAUACUUGAGUGUGAAUUUUUGGGAUAUAAAGACAUUUCUUUAGAUCUUAGUACCUUCAACCCAGAUGUUCAUUUAAGUGAAACAAAAAAAAUAAAAUAUACAAUUCUCAAAACUAAUUUAAACAAACCUCCACAAUAAGUAGAACCUUAACCACUUAAGAAAGUCAAGAUAGAAAACUUUGUCUUUUCUAAACCAAUUGAAAACUCAAUAAUAUUUGAUGAAAAUUUGAUUAACUAAUCUAUCACUAUGAAUAAAAGUUAUCUUAAAUACUUCUAGGAUUAAUAGACUAUUUCAGAAUUAUUAGUAAACAAAAAGAAAUCUUGGGUUUUGGAAGGAAGAAUUGUUGACAAAAGUGACAUGCUCGAAUUUAAGAAAAAAAACUCAAAUGUUCUAUCUCAAUAUUUUAAGAUUAUCAUUUUGGAUAGAGAACAAGGGAUUAUACCUGGAUUAUUUUAUGAUAAAUCCAACCUUAAAAUGUUUCCUAUCCUAGAAAAAGGAAAAGUAUAUUUGUUUAAAAAUGGAAGUGUAUCUAAAGAUAAUUCAAAUUAUCCAAAAUCCAUAACAUUUACCUAAUUUUCUAUAAUCUAAGAAUCAGAAAAUGAUGAUCUUCCAAAAAUUCCAAUGAUUUCACCUAAAAAAAUAUAUGAUUUAUAAGGUCAACCAAUAGACUCAAUAGUUGAUCUAGUUGUAGUAAUACAAGAAAUUAAGACUUUGUCAGAUGUUUGCCGAUAAUUAACUGUCUUGGAUUAGACUGGAAGGAUUGUAAUAAAAUUAAUGGGUAAAUAGUAUGUAACUUAAAUAUUCAAAAAAGGCGAAAUUAUUAUCUGUAAAGGUUUGACCUAUAAAACCUAACAAAAUUUUGCAUAUCUUACUUCUAAUUAUAACACUAUCAUUUUAAAUGAUCAGGAUUACAACAAUGAAGUUAAAUCCUUAAGGGAUUGGUUGUAAGAAAAAGAUAUAGAUCACAUAAUGAAGCCUAGUAAAAAUUGUUUAAAGGUUAAUUUAGAAUAAUUGGAAGAAUGUGUAUUAAAGAAAUUGAAUGAAGGUAAAAGUAAAAAUAAUGAAUAAAUGAUUGUAAUCGGAUAUUUAACAGGAAUGUCAAUUUUUACUUACCCUAGAUGUCCAAGUAAUCGAUGUCAUUCAAAAAUGGAAAAAGUUCCAUAGAGGGAUACUUAUAGAUGUAAGAAGUGCUAUGUGGAAAAUAAUUCUCCAUAAAUGAGUUUUAUAAUGAAUGUUACAAUUAUGGAUGAACAUACUAAAAUUGAAGCUACUGUAUUUGAUGAUUAUGCAGUUAAAUUGCUGGGAUUAUCUGCUGAUGAGUACUAAAAAUUAACAGAAUAAGAACAAAGGAUGAUUUUGUACAUAUCCAAAUUCAGAUAAUAACAAAUAAAACUUUAAGUACUCUUUAACGAUUACAACGGAUCUAUAAGGCCAUAAUAUAAAGUAGUAGAAAUCACUGAUAUCGAUUACAAGGAAUUAGCUGAUGAAGAAAUGAAAAACUUUGAAGAACUUGAUUAUUUAUUAAAUGUUUCAUAAAUUAUAUGA